Messenger RNA from Owenia fusiformis, 4434 nucleotides. The record is from the annotation of a GenBank genome assembly. NCBI's taxonomy places the organism in Eukaryota, Metazoa, Annelida, Polychaeta, Sabellida, Oweniidae.
GCGGCCAUUACAAAAAUUUGGAUGGCUAAAAUUUUAGUCAUUAAAUUUGGUGAUAAUACAACGUUUAGUAGGAAUUCAAGCAGAAUCUGAUGGAGGUCUCAGUAGAAAUAUAAAGCCAUGGAGAACUUUGUAUUAUAUGAGGAGAUUGGUAGCAGUGAAACAUCUCAUGUCUAUAAAGGACGUAGAAAAGGAACUAUUACAUUCCUGGCUAUCCACUGUGUUGAUAAAUGUAAACGAGCAGAAAUAACAAAUACUGUGAGGCUUACGUAUGAAGUUGAGCACACUAACAUAGUGAAGUUCCAUGAGUGGUAUGAGACCAGUAACCACCUUUGGCUUGUUGUGGAGCUAUGUACAGGUGGGAGUCUGGCCACUAUAAUCUCACAGGACCACAACCUCCCUGAGAGCUCAAUUCGCAAGUUUGGCGUUGAUCUUGUGUUAGGACUUCAAUACAUCCAUUCUAACGAGAUAGUCUUCUCUGAUCUCAAGCCAUCAAAGGUACUGCUAGAUAGCACAGGGCACCUGAAGUAUGGUGACUUUGGCCUAGCACGUUUAGCUGGAGAGGAUCUAGGUGCUGUGUUUGAACAAUAUGCAGAAGCAUCAGAAACAUGGAGUACAGAGAAUUCUGAUAAAGGCAGGACCACUCCUAUGAAAGGAACCCAAGGUUCCCCCAACUAUAUGGCCCCCGAGUGCCUACUAGGGGAACCCCCAUCACAAGCCAGUGACAUGUGGAGUCUUGGAUGUGUGCUUUAUGAGAUGUAUGCAGGUCAUCCACCAUUUGUCUGUGAAGACUUCAGGGAACAUGUGACAUUGGUCACUACUACAGAUUUUCCACCCCCUAAGGUUAAAGGAAGCCGUCUUUCUAGUAAACCCUCUCCAGACUUCCUGGACUUGCUUGGUAAAUUACUGAAGAGAAAACCAGUUGAGAGGUUAAACUGGUCUGGGCUUAUAAAGCAUCCAUUCUGGAAUGGGGUGUUGGCUGAGCUAAGUGAAGGCCUCACCUCUAGGCCUGGCACCAGUCUCUCCCCAGGUACAGGAGUAUCAGAAUCAAAUAGGGAUAGCGUCUCACAGUUCAAGGCUGCAUCUGUCAUGGGUAAAAUUAAAGGUUUAGAUGUAGAUAUAGACACAGGAGGGUCCAGUAUGACUGCUGUAUCUCCAUUACCAGAUAUGAUGGAGAGCAUGAGGCCAAAGUCAGUAGCUGAGGGAAAUACAGAAGAACCUGUAUUUGCAUUAAGUUCUCAUGUUUGUCCUGGAGAUGAAAAUGAUGAAAGAAUAACAUCUCCUCAGAAACCAAACCAACAACAUAACAUGAAGACAAUGUUGCUGAAUACUCAAGCUGAUAAUCAAGAGGAUGAUCUCACAGAAACACCAGCUCUUAUUGAAGAUAUUAUAUUCCACGAUAGUGAUCUCCUAGUCACCCCAAUUGUAGAUAAUCCCAAAAUUCAAAAACCUGGAAAUCUCAAAUAUGAUAACAAAACCUUGCCAGUCCCUCCUUAUUCCGUGGAGAAAAUUCUCUCCACAUCUCGUAAAGACAAACAGAAACAUUUAGAUUUGAUACUUGACACUUUGGCAACACCUGAGAAAGGACCACCAUCACAAAAACGGAUGCAUUUCUUGAAUUAUGUCACAGCGAUCUGCUACAAUGAUGAGUUGGCGAGUUAUUUGAUGAAUAAGGGAAUUAUUGGAUCACUUGUUAAACACAUAAAGGAUAACUCCACUUUAGAGUUGCGUGUAAGGCUGGCUAGAACAAUAGCUGUGAUGUCCAACAACACAUCCAUUCUGCUGGAUUCAACCAAGUUAGCCGAGGCUGUCUCUAUGCUGUCUGAUGUCAUAAGAGACAAUUUCCGCAACUCCAAAGUAAAACAAGCUCUACUUCCAGCUCUAGGUGAACUUGUAUUCCUAAUUGCAAAGCAGGAAGAGGCUAAAGGUGAAUCUGUAGACAACUGGCUGAUUCCAUCUAUGACAUUUACAUUGAUCACCAGGUGUUUGAGAGAAGGGGAAGAUGCUAUAGUAAACCAUUAUGCUGCUAAGAUUGUAGAGAACCUUCUCUCUACUACAGGCCAAUAUGCAAACAAACUUGUUGCAAAUGAUGUAGGCCAGUUCCUCUGGUACAUCUUCACACACUCUACGGUUGAUGCCCUUAGAAUCACAGCCAUUACUGCACUAUGCAGGAUAAGCCGAUGUUCAGUGAAUAUAUUCCAAAGUAUCAUAGAUAAAGUUGGCCUUCCCAAGAUAUUAGACACAUUGUCCAUUGGAGUGAGCAAGAUACAACAAGCUCUCGUUACAAUGUUUGGAUUGUUACUUUCAACAGGCUCUCAUGUCAGCAGGCUCUGGCAGGACAAGAGUUUCAUACAAAAGGUCAUGCGUCUCUUGGAGAGUCAGUCUGCUGUAGUGAGAGGCAAGGCAUAUGUUGUCACUACAAAGAUCAUAUCAAGCAAUCCAGAGAUGUUUCUAACCUGCUGCCAAAUGAGACUGGUCAUGUAUGUGGAGAGAGACAGUCGCAGAAGUAAUCCGUCCAAGUCACAAUCUACCGCUAAUGUAGACUACUUAGUGCAAUGUCUUUCCUUCCUUAUUGACAGUAUAGUCAGAACUGUGCCAAGGGUUUGUGGUGAUGUUGUUAGUGCACUAGAUGCUGUACAUGGUAGAAAGCAUCCAUCCUCUGCUCAAGCCAAAGACCUGAAGACCUCUGUCCCAAUGGUGCCUGUCAUUCUACAUCUCAUUACCAGCCAAGUAUUUCGGCCCAGAAUUGUUGGAGGGAUGUUCUUACAUAACAUGGGAAGUAUCUUGAAGCAUGUCAAAGAACUUGAUGCUGGAGAAACUAAUAUUGACAGUGCAGUUGGUGCUUCAGGCAGCCAGGAGUUCAUCCACACAGUGUUUUCUAUCAUAGAAGCAAUAGUACAACAUCAGACUAUUCUUACUGAACACCAUGUGAUCAUUGUAGACAGCCUCUUAGCACCGCUGUCUCAGCUUAUCACAAGCUCCAAUGGUGACACACGUGUGUUUUGUUUGCGUCUGUUCACAGAGAUUGCCACGACAUACUUAGGUGAACAGCAGCUGAACAUCACUCUAGAUGAGGAAAGUUCUGUAAAACUACAAGGCAUUAUAGUGGAUGCUUUACUUCCACAAUAUGAACAGAUCCUAUUAGACCAAGACCCUCUGCCAGCAUAUGGCCUUAAACUUCUGCUAGCAUUGUUGGAGCAGAAUCAGACCUUUGUCAAGAAAUUUGAAGAGCUUGGAUUGGUGGCUGUGUUAUUCCAAGUGUUACUAGACCACCAGACCACACCUGUUAGUGUGACCAUGCAGUCCAUAGUAGGCAUAGUAAACCACCUGGUGGCCCACAGAGACACUAACAUGAAGGAUUUAUACGAUCAAGGUUUGGUCGAUCACAUCACAAAUCUGUUCAUAGAGGUCACCUCAAUCUGCAUGGACCCUGAAGAACCAACUGGGGAUUUGAAAACUGCUGUUGCCAUGCUACAGUUGCUAUUGGAUACCAUGCAUUGUAUUCUCAAGUUUGUCUCUGAUUACGUCAGAAAAGCUCUACAGGCCAAGAAAGGAGGAAGUACAGGGUAUGAAGCUGAGAGGGCUGAGCAGUUACUUCUCACAAACAAACCACUUACUGAUGUACUCAGUCUCCUCACUCAACUGCUCUGCCACGAUGACACAGAUAUACAAGAACUGUCGCUGAAAUGCUUGUCUAUCAUGACACAAUUGUUUGGAGGAGAGAACCCAGAUGCAAUGUCAAAUGAAAAUAUGGAGUGUUACAGCAAUGCCUUGAGGGUGGCUGAUUCGAAAAAACAGAAACUCAUUCUCAGAAUCAUCAAACGUCUAAUCAGUGUAGAGCAUCAGCAUGCUGAUUCUAUAAGGGAAGAUGGUGGUCACCUAGUAGAUACAUUGAGAGACCUCUGUCAGACUGCAAGUUCCCAUGCUGAUGUGGCAUUAUCGUCUCUUGCUUCUGAGCUCCUCAAGUUAACAGGACACCUAACCUGACAAGUGACAUCUAUCAAGAGGCUUUGAUUUUAGUACACACUUGACCUGUGUAUCAUACAUAUCUCAAUGAUGCAAAUACCAAAAUGAAAUAAUGAACAUACAGAUGAUCCCAUUUAACUUUACAUGACAAAUACAAAACAUUAAGUACCAAUACAAUUGAACUGAUGGGAUACUUGUGGGUUGGCCCCUAAAAUAUACCAUUAUAGAAACAAUGAUCAACCAUAUUGAAACAAUUAAAAAGAACACUUACCUUUGCUUUGAAGAGGACAUGAUUUCCUCACUGAUGCCCAAGGUACAACAUGAACAUUUAUACUUUCAGUUCAAAUAAAAAAAAUCCAAAUCAAUUGUCUGUUCAUGAACUGCAUUAUCUGUACAUUCUUUUAAAUGUAAAUAUGAAGUAUUUAUUUGUAUAUAGUAUAUAUUGAAUUUGUCACAGACAAAGACGCUGGA